Closterium sp. NIES-65 is the source of this 435-nucleotide messenger RNA. The record is from the annotation of a GenBank genome assembly. Lineage: Eukaryota; Viridiplantae; Streptophyta; Zygnematophyceae; Desmidiales; Closteriaceae.
AUGGUGGAGCGAUCUAGAGGUGCUCGUGCCGGGGGUUCUGGAGCUGCCGAAGCUAGUGGUGCUGCUGGUGCUGGAGGUGCUGGGGGUACUGGAGCUGCUGGAGCUGGUGGUGGUGCUGCUGCUGGAGGUGCUGGAGGUGCUGGAGCUGCUGGUCCCGGAGGUGCUCGUACUGGAGGUACUGGAGCUGUUGGAGCUGGUGGUGUUGCAGGUGCUGGAGCUGGAGACCCUGGAGCUGGGGGUGCUGGCGCUGGGGUGCUGGAGCUGUUAGAAUUGAGCGUCGUGAGCCUGCGUCUCAUCCUGCCUCGCCUGUUCGCGCUGUUCGCACUCGUAGGCGUCCUCCUCCUGUCCCCGGCACUCACACUAUGGCACUUCAUCCUUCCUCUAUUCCACUUCAAGUUCCCCUGCCGUCUCCUGCGUCCUCUCUUCCUAACUUAG